Pogoniulus pusillus (Red-fronted tinkerbird) is the source of this 7184-nucleotide messenger RNA. It is a transcript of the gene TGFBRAP1, whose product is annotated as transforming growth factor beta receptor associated protein 1. The coding region runs from base 154 to 2745 and encodes 863 amino acids. Gene Ontology annotation, biological process: autophagy; endosomal vesicle fusion; vesicle-mediated transport. NCBI's taxonomy places the organism in Eukaryota, Metazoa, Chordata, Aves, Piciformes, Lybiidae. The transcript is spliced from 12 exons. The record is from RefSeq and is a predicted model, not a curated record. Gene Ontology annotation, cellular component: membrane; cytoplasm.
ACCCCAGCGCUCCGCGAGGCCUGGGCGCUGACAGCGCGGCCUUAGGCGGCGCCUGGCCCGGCCGCGCCCGCCGGCUCCGCGCGUCAAGGCAUCGAAGCGGCGGGCCUUCUUCCUGGUCUGGCAGUGGCGCUGGCAGAUCACUCAGAAGACACAAUGAGCGUAAAAGCUUUCAAGCUCGUUUCUGCUGUUGAGCGGGAGAUGUUAAUGGGAGACAAGAAUUACAUCAACAUCGAAUGCAUCGAGUGUUGUGGAAAGAACCUCUAUAUUGGAACCAAUGACUGCUUUAUCUAUCACUUUCUGUUGGAUGAGAAGAUAUCAACAGCUGGGAAAAUAACUUUUGCUGCCACCAAACAAUUGCAUAAAUACCUGGGUUUGAAGAAGCCUGUGAGCGAGUUAAAAGCAGCCUCUGCCCUCACCAGGCUUCUUGUGCUUUGUGACAAUACAAUAACGCUAGUUAACAUGAUGAACUUAGAACCUGUUCCCACUGGCGCUAGAAUCAAAGGAGCUGUGACGUUCACGUUAAAUGAAAACCCUGUGAGUGGGGAUCCUUUCUGUGUCGAAGUCUGCAUUAUCUCGGUCAAGCGGCGGACCAUUCAAAUGUACAUGGUGUUUGAAGACAGAGUCCAGAUAGUGAAAGAAGUGUUUACUCCUGAGCAGCCCUGUGCUGUGGCCGUAGAUGGGUAUUACUUGUGUCUUGCACUUACUACACAGUAUAUCAUUUUGAAUUAUAAUACUGGCGCCUCCCAGGACCUAUUUCCUUACUGCAGUGAUGAGAAACGGCCAAUUGUGAAAAGGAUAGGCAGACAAGAAUUUCUGUUGGCUGGCCCUGGAGGCCUAGGCAUGUUUGCAACUGUAGAUGGCAUUUCACAGCGUGCCCCUGUGCACUGGUCAGAGAACGUGAUUGGAGCAGCUUUAUGCUUUCCUUACGUGGUUGCUCUCGAUGAUGAGUUCAUUACAGUACACAGCAUGCUUGACCAGCAGCAAAAGCAAACCCUGCCUUUUAAAGAAGGUCACAUUCUACAGGACUUUGAAGGAAAGGUGAUUGUUGCUACUAAUAAGGGUGUGUAUAUCUUGGUGCCAUUGCCUCUGGAAAAGCAAAUUCAGGAUCUUCUAGCUAGUCACAGAGUGGAAGAAGCCCUUGUUCUAGCAAAAGGAGCUCGAAGGAAUAUUCCAAAAGAGAAAUUUCAGGUAAUGUACAAACGAAUCCUGCAGCAAGCAGGUUUUAUACAGUUUGCACAGCUUCAGUUCCUCGAAGCAAAAGAACUCUUCAGAAGCGGCCAGCUUGAUGUCCGGGAGCUGAUCUCUCUCUACCCCUUCCUGUUGCCUACUUCCUCUUCAUUUAUACGGUCUCAUCCCCCUCUACAUGAGUAUGCGGACCUAAACCAGCUGACUCAAGGGGACCAGGAGAAGAUGACAAAAUGCAAACGAUUCCUCAUGAGUUACCUGAAUGAAGUCCGCAGCACAGAGGUCGCAAAUGGCUACAAGGAAGAUAUUGACACAGCUUUACUCAAGCUGUAUGCAGAGGCGAAUCAUGAAAGCCUGCUGGAUCUGCUCGUUUCAGAGAACUUUUGUCUUUUAACAGAUAGUGCUGCCUGGCUGGAAAAGCACAAAAAGUAUUUUGCCCUUGGUCUCCUAUAUCACUACAAUGGUCAGGAUGCUGCAGCACUUCAGUUAUGGGUGAAAAUAGUUGAUGGAGACAUUGAAGAUUCUACACGUUCAGAUCUCUAUGAAUAUGUAGUAGACUUCCUUACGUUCUGCUCAGACCAAGAUCUAGUGUGGAAAUACUCUGAAUGGGUUUUACAGAAAAAUGAAGAGGUUGGCAUACAGAUUUUCACUAAAAGGCCUCUGGAAGAACAGGAGAAAAACAGCAUUAAUCCAGAUGAUAUCAUCAGUUGCCUUAACAAAUACCCUAAAGCACAUGUUAAGUAUCUAGAACAUCUAGUAUUGGAAAGAAAAGUACAGAAAGAAAAGUACCAUACUCAUCUAGCUGUCUUGUACUUGGAGGCAAUAAUUCAACUGAAAUCUAUGACCACAGAUAAUUUUACAGAAACAACUGAACUGCUGUUUAAGCUACGCAGUCUUCUUCAGAAAUCUGAUCUUUAUAGAAUUCACUUUAUUUUGGACAAAAUCCAGGGCACAGAUCUCCAUAUGGAAAGUGCAAUUUUAUAUGGAAAGCUAGAAGAACAUGAGAAAGCUUUGCAUAUUCUUGUCCAUGAGUUAAAGGACUUCCAUGCUGCUGAAGAGUAUUGUAUAUGGAACUCUGAAAACAGAGAUGUGCAGUACAGACGGAGGCUUUUCCAUAUGCUGCUGUCAGUGUAUCUAAAUCCAGGCACUUCGGAUUGUGCUCUGAUCAUGGCUGCUGUGGAUCUCUUGAAUAACCAUGCUGCUGAAUUUGAUGCAGCUCUAGUUUUGCAGGUGGUGCCUGACAGCUGGUCAGUGCAGCUCCUCUCUCCGUUCCUGACUGGAGCAGUGAGGCAAAGCAUUCAUACAAAGAGAAUGACUCAAGCUGCACUUGGGUUAGCACAAGCUGAAAACUUAAUCUACAAACACGAGAAGGUUAAACACAAAGGAGCCCCAAUUCUUCUUUCAGACAAAAAGGUCUGUCAAGCGUGCCAAAAUCCUUUCUGCGAGCCUGUAUUCAUAAGAUACCCAAAUGGGGGUAUGGUCCACACACACUGUGCUGCAAACAGACAUCUGAAUUCAAACAUGUCUCAUCGCUCUUCCAGCUCCAGCAAUCAGACUUGAAACACAUUCUGGUCCCACAGGUUCCCAUGACUUGUAUCCCAUUGGAAGUGGGCUGGAAAAAAGAACAAAGUGCAGCUACUUUUGGUAUACAUCAAGAUGAACAAGUAGACCUUGGGUUAAUGGGAAGACUUCCAGUAAAUAUGAAAUAUCACCACUUACCUUUUUUUUUUUCCUAAAUGAAUGUAAAUAGAAAAUUCACUACAAGGAAUGGAGAGGUGCAAAUAUGGGCUCUGCUCUGCACAGUUAAAACAAGCCUUUUCUUGGGAGCAAGGAAUGGAAGUUAUGGAGGUGAGGCAUCCCACUGUUUAAAGAAAUGUCACUUUGCACUGAAUGUGAUGUUGAUAAAUCUACAGAGGUGGAGUUGGCAUCUCUUGGAGUUGGAAUUCUUUGAACAUUACACGACAAGUCUGGCAUCAUGCAGCUUACUAUCAAGACAAAACUGAGCGUUGGUUAUGUUUGCUGCAGCAUGUCUGCUUUUGGGCUGGAUCAUCUUCCCCAGGAUCACAUUAUGAACUUGAUUUUUGCUGUUACAAAUUGUUGGGUUUCGAUGCACUUUUCAGUACUCCCUCCACCCUUUCUCCUAAAUAGGAUUUAAAUGUAAGCACUGGUCCAUUAGGUUUCUACUCCUACAGUUAAUGUCCUAAAAAAAGAGUGGAAACUAAUAGCCUCAGUCAGACAGCUGUGCUUGGAAGUAAAAAAGGAAGCCAGAUUGUCUGGUCAGGUGGUAGUCACUUUUAUAUGGGGGAAGAGACCUUAACUUUGAUUUAUUUAUUAAUAUGCAAACACAUGUACAUACAGUUGAAUAAAUUGAUCUUAUAACAUUCUAGAAUUUCUUUGGAAGAUUAAUAUGUAGCUGAUAUGGGAACUGUACAGGUUAUGUGAUAAAUAUUUGCUGUAACACCAUAGGCAGGUUGUAACUCCGCAAGAACAAGGUUUGGGACUUGUGACUGACUUUGUGCAAUCAAAAUCAUGGAAAGAAGGUGUAAUUGGGAAGAAAUCUACAAAGGUGCACUACAGGGGUACUGGAUUUUUUUAUAUUCCAUAAAACAUUCUGCAAAUGUAGGUUUUUCAAAUAACAAAAACCCUUAACUGCCUUUAAGCAUCCACAUUUCUGUUUAAUCGUGCUAAAUCUGUCAAUGUAAAAGAAGCAGCUUCCUACAAGAAAGAUUCAAAAAAUAUGACUUGAAAUAAAAGUUAAGUAUUUCAAAGUCAAAACAUUUCUUUUAGUUCUUUAAUGCUGUAAUAAAUAACCUUGCUUACUGGCCAGCAUUGUAACUGAGGUAGUACAGCUGCUCACUGUUUCAGCAUUCCAAAUUGGAGUGGAGCUUUUCAGCAAAGUGAGAUAUCUACAUGUUAUCUUCUAGAUGGAGUCUUGGCAGAGGUUUCCUGAUACUGACAAGUUGGUAUAUGAAACAGCCUUGUAAGCAUAGUGCAACUUCCAGGAAUGGGCAACCAGACUAGAUCCAGAGGGUAAAAAAAAAUCCGUUUCUUUUGUCUUUGAAACAAAAGACUUUUGGAUCUUUGUUUCCUGAGUGUGGAAUUAGGGAAGUAUUGCUGUCGUGUUGGGUUUCAAAAAUAAAAUCCAAGUGAAAAAGAUAGACCUGAGGAUACUUUUCUUCAUUCGGGCAUGAGUGAUUUGUUUGAGCUGCACUGCUAUGAGCAGAUUCUUCUGUAUGUUGUGUUCAGUUUUCAAACCUUGUGUACCCAGCUGGCAUUGGUGUCAUAGACACAUUUUUAGUUCCCUGUCCUCAAAAUGUUUGGUGAUAGAGAGGAAGAGAUUUUUGCAAAGCUCUGACCACCCUCUCGCAUGCAGUUCAUAAGAAGUACUUCAUUUUUCUGCAGGUAUUCUCUUAGCUCCUUAGUAGGUAGGAACAACUUAAUCAAAGACCACUCCAUGACUAAGACUAAUUUUAGCUACUAUGUAGUGAUGAACUUAGUCUUAUCAACUGGCAUUGCAGUGGAUCAGAGCUCAUAUUCCAGACCACAAGCAAGUUCUUCAUUAUUACUACAUGAAAGAGUAUGUCUGUUUCAAAAAAAAAACCAGGAAAGUGGAACAUGUCUUUAUUAAGAUUCACUACUUUCUCAGGUUGGUACUUCGGCUCAAAUGCAGCAGUAACAAUAAUUGUACAUGCAGAACAAACACAAAUCAGAGUAAUGCAAGGUAGCAUAUUUACAGCCAUAAGUGGGCAAAAGGGUGAUUAAUAUUAAAGCUGAAGGAUCAAAUUCUUCUAGUCCCUAUGAACUGUGGACUGGAAAAAUAGUGGCAUUUGAUGCAUGCAGCGUUAGCUGCUGCUUUGUAAAUUUCUAUACUAGAACUCCUUUGGAUUAACCAAUAUGCAAAUCUCGUGGUAACAAAAUGAAAAGGUAAAAAAAAUAAACACACCCUGAGGCUGAGGCAGAGUAGGAGCUCAGCAGGGAAGUGGCUGGUGGAAGGUGCCUUGCCAGCGUGCAUGCAGUGCUUGAGCAAUUGUGACUGCAUUCAACCAAAGGAGAUGACAGCCUACAUCAGAGUUGUGCAUGAAAUUAUGUAUUAUUAUCCCCAGAAUGUUCACUAAUGCAUCUGCACUGAAACUCUUAGAUAGGACAACUGCAGCACUCCUUAGGUAAGGAGACUUCACACAGGAGAACCCAAGUUCAUUCCUCCUUUUACUUUGGACCUGUCAGCUUGCUCAUUCUUGGUUUAUACACCUGAAUCCCCAGGACAGCACUGCUGCUGGGAGAAAUUGCUCUAGUAUGGCUGCAGCUGCAAGAAGAGAAAAAAUGUUAAUCUGGUUAUUAUCUGCUGACUGGAUACAUGAAGGAAGAGAGGCAGGGGAAGAGGGGAUAUUCCUUUGACCAUCCAUCCAGUCUGGAAAUUAAAUGGGUUCCGGGAGUAUUAAACUUGAGGCCAUCUUUUUGUUAGUUAGGGACUAUAGGAUAUUAAGCCUGUCCUUGGAGAGAGGAGAUUGUCAGAGUAUUACUUGCUUUUUGUUUGUUUGUUUGUAACUUUUCCAUCACUUUUUUUUUUCCAGUGACUUUCCUCCAAGCUUAUGUGUGCAACCUAAACAGAUUUUGGUUUGUUGUGGUCUGGUUGAUUGGUUGGUUUGGUUUAAAUGUGAUAAGGUGUUUAUGAUUCAGGACAUAACAUAUGAGAGUCUCUUACACAGAUGUUUUUGCUGAUACUGAGGCAUGUUUGCUCCACACACAGCUGGUAAUUGCUGAAGUACUGCAGCUCUGACUUUUGGUAAUCCACUGCUUCAGUCACUAGUGCAUACAAAAAGCACUCAAACCCUUUUCUGCUUUUUAGACUCUUCAUGUCACCGCAGAUAUGGCAUAGACAGCAUCAUAGGUAAUUCCUCAUAUGCAUUUUCCCCCUGAGACAAAAAGAGAGGAAAAAUGCUAAUGAGAAAAAAUUGCCCCCAAUCUGGCACUCUGCUAGAAGUAAAAUUAAUGGCUGUACAUGUAUGAGAAAAUAAUUGUUAACUCCUUGUUUCUGUGAUGUAAAGGGAUACAUUGUUAAUAUUACAAGAGUACUGAUAUCAAAAUCUAGAGAAGAUAAGCCAUUGGGUUUUGUCACACAGAGUGCACCACAGGUACCUGUGAACUGUCUUCUUCAGAGAGCCCGUACUGUGACUGCUGAGAUGUGUGCAGGAGUUGGAGUUACAAUGAGAAUUUCUUGCUUUGCUCCAAAAACUUUCCAACCUUUGUCACCUGAUUAAUGCCAUUUAAUUGACAUGAGCGUAAAUCUCGAGGGUCCUGGGUGGACACCUGAGCACUUCUGUCUUUCAUUAAUAAAAUGUCACUUUGUUGGGGCAUCAUGUGGGUGAUGUAAUAAAGUCAGUUGUGGAAAGGAAUGGUAGAGAGGGAGUGUACACUUGUUUUCCAAGACCUUUAUUAAGCAUUCGAACACACAAGCAUUAGCCUGACUGCUGAGUCUUUAUACCAACAUCUGUUUUUAUAGGACUCCUAUCCUAAAUGACAUUAAAAAAUAUUUUAUAGGAGUUGUAUCAAAAAAAACCUUUUUAUUUCAUUGCUCUUCCCAAUUUGUGGCAGUGUCUAUUCAGCAUAACUCCUAAAUGUUUUAUUAACAUCCUGCUGUUUAUAAUAGGCAGCAGCUAAUACAUUCUCAUUGUGAGCUCUCCUACUGCCUGUAUUUACUAAUUAAUUUUUCUUUUGCUGUAAAACACUUUGGGGCUUAUGCCUUAUGAACACUGAUAAUUAAAUGUGCUGCUACUUUUGAAGAGAAAAAAAAAGGAAGGAAAAAAAAAGGUUAAUGACAUUCUGUGAUGUCUGAUUGGUGACAACACUGAAGUUCCCCUGCAGUAGGUUUGUUCAGAUGGAAGUUUGUACUCUUAAUGCUUUCUGAAUUAAUGGUUAUGUUGGUGAAUAUACACAGCAGUAUGCAGAAUGUACAAAUGUAUAAAUAUGUUGAUUUUUUUAAUAAAAAACCCUUUUAAUUA